AUGCCAUCCUCCACUCCCGCCCUUUCAACUUCAACCUCCUCUACUCCUUCUCAACGUCUCGCCAAUCUCUCCUCACACAUCAUGUCUCCUUCAGCACAUUCUCCCGUCUUCUCUUCAUCGCUCAUCGCUGCUGCUCCCCCUGAUCCGCUCUUCGGUCUGGCGCAGGAUUUCAAGCGCGAUCCGUCCGAUAAAAAGAUCGACCUCGUUAUCGGUGCCUACAGAGACGACGAUGCAAAGCCGUGGGUUCUACCUUCUGUGCAGAAGGUCCGCAACGACAUCCACGAAAACCCGACCCUCAACGAAUACCUCCCCAUCAAAGGUCUCGCAUCCCUGACUACCGCCGCCGCAUCCCUCCUCAUGGGCCCCUCCUCCCCAGCAAUCACCCAGUCCCGCGUCAGCACCGUGCAAACCAUCUCCGGCACCGGCGCCGUCCACCUAGGCGGCCUCUUCCUCUCGCGCUUCCAUCCCUCCUCCCCAAAACCAGCCAUCUACCUCUCCAACCCGACCUGGGCGAACCACCACCAGAUCUUCUCGAACGUGGGUCUCUCGCUGGCGCAGUACCCGUAUUUCUCGGCCAAGACGAAGGGCUUGGACUUUGGGGGGAUGAUGGCUGCGUUGAGGGAGGCGCCGGCCGGGUCGAUUGUGUUGUUGCAUCCGUGUGCGCAUAAUCCGACGGGUGUUGAUCCGACGCAGGAGCAGUGGAAGCAGAUUGCGCUGUUGAUGCGGGAGAGGAAUCACUUCCCGUUCUUUGACUGUGCGUAUCAGGGUUUUGCGUCGGGGGAUCUUGUGCGUGAUUCGUGGGCGAUUCGGUACUUUAUCGAGCAUGGGUUCGAGCUGUGCAUUGCGCAGUCGUUUGCGAAGAAUUUUGGUCUGUACGGCCAGCGUACUGGUGCUUUCCAUUUCGUCUCCGCACCGGGACCUGAUGCCGCGAAGGCUACUGAGAACAUUGGUUCCCAGCUCGCCGUCCUGCAGCGCUCGGAGAUUUCGAACCCGCCUGCGUACGGUGCGCAGAUCGCCAGUCGCAUCCUGAACGAUCCCCAGCUAUUUGCCGCGUGGGAGGAGGAUCUGCGCACGAUGAGCGGUCGUAUCGCGGCUAUGCGCAGGGGUCUACGCGAUCGUCUCGAGGCAAAGGGUACGCCGGGGUCGUGGGAGCAUAUCACGAACCAGAUCGGGAUGUUCAGUUUCACCGGUUUGAGCGAGCAGCAGGUGAAACUGUUGCGCGAAAAGUAUCACAUUUACAUGACUAAAAAUGGCCGUAUCUCCAUGGCGGGUCUGAACUCGCAUAACCUGGAUUACUUUGCCGAUUCGGUCGACGCCGUCGUGCGUGAGACCUCAUAA
Aspergillus chevalieri is the source of this 1338-nucleotide messenger RNA. It is a transcript of the gene AAT2, whose product is annotated as aspartate aminotransferase. Gene Ontology annotation, biological process: L-aspartate biosynthetic process. Bases 1 to 1338 code for a protein of 445 amino acids. The record is from RefSeq and is a predicted model, not a curated record. The transcript is spliced from 3 exons. Gene Ontology annotation, molecular function: L-aspartate:2-oxoglutarate transaminase activity; pyridoxal phosphate binding. Gene Ontology annotation, cellular component: cytosol. Lineage: Eukaryota; Fungi; Ascomycota; Eurotiomycetes; Eurotiales; Aspergillaceae.